AUGCUGCAGGUGCAGCGUCAUGCUGUGCUACAGGCGCAGCAUGAUGCUUGGAUGGCCUCCCCAGCUCGCUCUCCGGCUGCUGAGGAGGAGGAGGACGCGGGGAUCGUGUCUUCUGAGGACAGGGAAAUGCCUCAAGCUGAAGCAGAGAUUGCAGAGGAGGUCUUCUCACUGUUCAUGGCUGCAGAGGGCUUUUGCUCUGAGAACGAUUCGGGUGCAGACCAGACCUUGGUCAGGGGAAUGGAUGCAGCCAGUUGGAGAAUGCUCCCUAUUCAGCGUCCCAAGCCUGGCAGCACGCGACCAGCAGCAGUAGCGGUUGUGGAGAAAACGGCGGUGACUGCUUCUGGUCCAGGUGGGGGUCUCAUGGAUGGGUCAGCAGCUCAAGAGAGUCUGAGGCAGGAGGUUCGGGUUGUAGCAGCAGUAGCAGCUGUAGCUGUUGUGGAUAAAACGGCGGUUACUGCUUCUGGUGGAGCCCUCAAGCCGCUUCAGGACGGGUCAGCAGGGAGCACAAGGCAGCUGUAUCUGAGUGCAGGUGUGCUGUGUGGAUGGAGGACAAUGGUUGCUCCUUCCGGUGGAGGUUUGAAGGAAGCGGUAGUAGUACCACAGAAGAAGAGGCUGCUGGAGUGGGUAGUAGGUGGGAUAUGUGGAUCAAGGGAUGUCUCUUUAAAAGUAUUAGGUGCUGGUUCUGGUGGGGGUCUCAUGGAAGGGUCAACAGCUCAACGGAGUAUGAGGCAGGAGGGGGGGUUUGCAGGUGCAAGGGAAAUGGCGUCAAGAGCAUUGGUUGCUGUUCCUGCUGGUUCAGCUGCACUUCAGAGCACAAGGCAGCAGCAGGGAAGACUUGGGGUUGCAACACCUGGAGUGAGGGAAGCAGCUUCACGAGUGUUGGCUGCUCUAUUUCGUGGAUCUUCCAGGGAAGGGCCAGCAUCUGCAGCACUGAAAAAGAGGAAGCUGGAAAAAGUCAUGGGUAGGACAUUUGGAGCUUGGAAGGAUGCUUUAGGGAUGUCAUGGGUAGCGGCAAUAAGGCCUCUAUGGAGGCCCUAA
Closterium sp. NIES-65 is the source of this 1038-nucleotide messenger RNA. The record is from the annotation of a GenBank genome assembly. NCBI's taxonomy places the organism in Eukaryota, Viridiplantae, Streptophyta, Zygnematophyceae, Desmidiales, Closteriaceae.